GUCAUUGUUUCUUAUCAGAAUUAUUCCUAUUUUUAAUUUUUUUAAUUAGCUUGGGCUGUACAUAGAAGUGCAAUGAAUUGGGCACCGUAUCUCUUAUUCAUUUUAAUGUCCCGACCAAUGGAGUUCUGUAUGAGAAUGGUCCCUCCGGAUGACGUUGGUUUUACUACAGAAGAUCCAACAGGUUUGACAGAAGCAACUACAGACCCGAUGACGACAGUCACAGUGACAGAAGAGCCUACCACAACAGCAACACCUGAUGAUUGUACUGUAUGCGGAAUUAACGAUAUAUUAUUACCAGCGGAUGAUGGCAUGAAAAAGAGACCUAACGAAUGGCUGCAAACUGAUUCAACUUCCGAUGGAUGUGUUCAAUGGAAUGUUUAUUGUAACACUUCUCCGGAUUGCACGUCUACUAUUCUAUACGCUGAUUCCCCCUCUGGAACAACCGAAAUAGGAGAUGAUCUUGCAACUAGCUCUGAAGCAACAUUAACAUGUCAAAAAGAUGGAACUUGGUCAUCAGGAACAGUAACUGAAAUUGAGAACUUGUAUUGCGUCUUUGGCGGCGACUGUGUUUAAAUUGUUUUGAUUCUCUUUGAAUCAAAGAGGGCGGAGUUGAAGGAAAAAAGAGAAUCAAAAACCAAUUAAUCUAUGUACUAUUUUCUAGAAUAUUCCAAGUUAAUUAUUACAUAAAAUUUAACAAUAUUUU
This is a messenger RNA of Caenorhabditis elegans, 703 nucleotides long. RefSeq names its product DUF281 domain-containing protein (gene T09D3.8). The coding region runs from base 73 to 573 and encodes 166 amino acids. The record is from RefSeq and is marked reviewed. The transcript is spliced from 7 exons. Lineage: Eukaryota; Metazoa; Nematoda; Chromadorea; Rhabditida; Rhabditidae.